Molecule: messenger RNA, 2957 nt
Organism: Suillus subalutaceus
Lineage: Eukaryota; Fungi; Basidiomycota; Agaricomycetes; Boletales; Suillaceae
Exons: 19
Coding region: 483-2957 (824 amino acids)
Source: RefSeq, a predicted model, not a curated record
AAUGCUCGAGUUGUGUUAUGAGAGUCAAUAACGAGUACAUACCUUGUGCCAGUGAGUGACUUCCAUUUGAGUCUUCGUCUGGAAUCCGAGAGAUUAAAUAAUGGAAACAUGAGGGAUCAACGUGGACUAGGGCAGAAGCAGAAGAAAGUAGACUCUAUGUGGAUGUAUGUUGCGAUGCACACUAUGAACAGAGCUGGCUGCGUAUGCCAGUGGCUGACUAAGUUAUGGAGAUCGCCGAAGGGCUGCCUCUGGGCUAGUGAUGCAUCGGGCCCGGCCAGUAAGGCCCUCGGGCCUCAAGGCUCAGGCCCUUUGGGCUGAGCCCUUGUAGGCCAGGCCAAAGCCACGCCCAAGGUGAGGGCCUUUUAGGGCUUUGGGCCUGGCUUGUGAGCUAAACUAAGGACAACAACGAAGACAAGAAAAAAUAAGGAGACAUAAGUAAAUUUUAUUUCUAAGGGGACAUUUCUAUACAGUCCUAGUGAAAUAUGCCAUGGAAGCGUAUAUCAUCGAGAUGGGUAAAAAUGAGCGUGGAAGUGGCAAUAGAAAAAUAUAAUGAUGGUUACUUGAAUGACUGGAGCGGACGAGAGCAGCGAAGGACCUUACAGAGGAUGUCGGAGAUGUUUUACCGGCAUCAUAAUGGUCACGUACUACCACCAUCAACUUGCUCAUUGUUCAUCUUCUACUCGUAUCCCAUCGGUAUUACAUCGGUAUUACAACACACCAAUGCCCAAGUCAAAACAACGGGUAUCAGACCUUGUGACGUGCGAUCAAUGUGGGGCAGUUGUCUGUGUAAAGAGCAGGAACAGCUGGAAGAUGAGGAAUUCACUGAUAUAGUUCGGAAAGCCAAAAAGAAAGAACUUAGAAGGCAGCGUCGUAAGGUUCGCAAUAAUCUACUAUGUUUUGAGGACGCACAGUCGUCUGCUACAGCGAGCGCCACCGCGAUCUGGGCAACAGAAUCAGACAUGGUGCCAGAUAAUCAAGGGUCAUCGCCUCAACGGUACCCACCAAUGGACCAUGACACAACAUUACCUGACUUCUAUGAGCCUGAUCCUGGUCCCAACAAGCCUAAUCCUGGUCCCAACAAGCCUAAUCCCGGUCCCAACGAGCCUAAUCCUGGUCCCAAUGAGCUCACUCACAAGCUCGAUGACAUCCAAGUCGGAUAUCAUCCCCACAGCCAACUCCCUUCCACUGAUCAGACUAAUCACCUUCUCGAUCUCGUGCAUCAAUCUGCUAGCAGCAAAGAUACAUUCACGUUGCAAAAUCAUGACGAAGUUCGUUCCCUCUGGGAUCUUUCUUCACAACAUUAUACUAGAAGGCGCAUGAAUUCGACAUGCACUACCGCCCUCUCUGGGAUUGGGCGCUUGACUUGUUAUGGAGAAAGAUUUGUACGUUUUAUCGACGAACCGUGGACUGCCAAUGCAUUUUGGAAUGCACAAUCACACCUUCCCCCGGAUGCCAAACUGCUGGCAUUCAUUCUGUAUGCAGACAAAAAUAAACUAUCAUCAUUUGGGAGCCAAAAAGGCUAUCCGAUUAUCGCCUGCAUUGCCAACCUGCCAGUUCAUAUUCAUAACAGUAAUACUGCCAUAGGAGGCGGUCGUGUUGUUGGCUGGUUGCCCAUUGUUGGUGCAUCAGGCCGAUUCAGAACACAUGAAGAAGAAGAACUUCUUGCCUCGGUUGCAAAGCACUCAAACACGGGCUAUUGGUUUGAAUGUGGGGAUGGAAUCCAACAUCAUCUCUGGCCCUUGGUUUUGAUCUUGAGUGCCAAUUAUGAAGAACAAUGUGUCAUGACAUUGAUACGUGGACUUACGGGGAAAUUCCUGUGUCCAGUUUGUCUUGUUCCACAAGAUCAGCAGUCUGAUCUUCGUACCCACAAGCUACGCACAAGCCGCCAAUCUGAAGCCAUACUCCAUACUGCGAGAUCAAUGUCUUCUGAGAAGGAAAAGGAGGAUCGCUUGAAGGCUUUCUCGCUCCGAAAUGUUCAGAACGUCUUCUCGAGAAUUAUUCACAUGGACGUUCAUCACGCUCUUCCUUUCAACCGCCUCCAUACAAACAAGGAAGGAUUAUGGGGCGACCAUCUGUGGAAGGAAGUGAAGUUUUGGAUUGCGGAUCUUGGGCAGGAAGCCACCGUCAAACUCGACCAAAAUUUCGACGCACUUCCACAAUGGCCUGAUUUGACGCAUUUUUCCUCCGUUAUUGCGGUGGAUUUCACUGAUGGUACUGUUCUUGGGGAUCUGUCAAAGGAUAUUCUUUCUUCAUCCCACUGUAAACUGGGAUACUUACUUCUUCGCUGCCUUCACUAUUACAUUGAGUUUGACAUCUAUGCCUUGUUCGAAGUCCACACGGAAGAUAUGAUUGCAGCUGGAAGGUUGGAAUAUAUCGCUGAAUCGCAGCCUGAAACAUUGAAAAAUUGGAACUUUCCAAAGAAGCAUUUAAUCUCGCAUGUAUUCGACAAUAUUUCAGCUAAAGGUGUGACCCGCAACUACAGUACCAAGCCCAAUGAAAAGAUGCACGGCUCUUUUCGAAAAAUCUACCUUCAACACACGAAUUUCAAGAACAUUGCUUCUCAGAUCCUGCACUAUGAUGAGUGGCUUCUGACCUCGACGUCCAUGUGCACUGAACUCGACGAACUUGACAAGUACAAUCAAAGAGACUCUCGUGACCCGGAGACCAAUGAAGCCCUGGAUGAUGCUGGAAACCCUGAAUCUACUACUGUCCAUGCACAUUUAGGUUCAAGGCAAGGCAAUCACUCCUUUUCCGAUAUCAUGCACUCACAUGGAACUGAUAGGGCCUUCACUGACUUUCGGAUGAAGCUUAACGGCUUCCUGAACAUUUUUCUACCACAAAAUGGCAUUCCAUUACCAGAUGGAAGGCGCAUUCACCUGCGUGUGGACGACACGGUAACAGAGUUUUGGUUUUUGCGGAUUCAUUAUGAAUCAAUAGUCAACUGGUGCCUGCACUGA